Molecule: messenger RNA, 1224 nt
Organism: Opisthocomus hoazin
Lineage: Eukaryota; Metazoa; Chordata; Aves; Opisthocomiformes; Opisthocomidae
Source: RefSeq, a predicted model, not a curated record
AUGCCGGCCGGACGCAGCGGGAGGGUGCAGCAGUGUCUGGUGGUCUUGGCCGUGACCUGGGGUGCCAGCUUCUUCCCCUCGCCAGCCCAGGCUUUGCAGAGGAUCACACUGCGGAGGAUGCCCUCCAUCCGCCAGACCCUCCAGGAGAUGGGGGUAAAGGUGUCCGAUGUCUUCCCCGAGCUGAGGCAGAGCAGACGCAGCGGCACAGAGGGUCCCCGAAACGGGACGGCUCCCACCCUCCUCACCAACUACCUGGAUACCCAAUAUUUCGGCGAGAUCAGCAUCGGGACCCCCGCACAGACCUUCAAGGUGGUUUUUGACACAGGCUCAGCCAACCUGUGGGUGCCGUCCCACAAAUGCUCCCCCCUCUACAGUGCCUGUGUUUCCCACAGCCGCUACGACUCUGUCAAGUCACGGACGUACAUAGCCAACGGCACGGGCUUCUCUAUCCGCUAUGGGACCGGGAACGUCAAAGGCUUCCUCAGCCAGGACAUCGUCAUGGUAUCAGACAUCCCCAUCAUCCAGGUCUUCGCCGAGGCGACGGCGCUGCCUGCCUUCCCCUUCAUCUUUGCCAGGUUUGACGGGGUGCUGGGCAUGGGCUACCCCAGCCAGGCCAUCGACGGCAUCACCCCCGUCUUCGACCGGAUCCUCUCCCAGCAGAUCCUCAAGGAGGACGUGUUUUCCGUCUACUACAGCCGGAACACUCCUCUGAGACCCGGGGGGGAAAUCAUCCUCGGAGGCAGCGACCCAGCCUACUACACCGGAGACUUCCACUACCUGAACGUCAGCAAGAGCGGCUACUGGGGAAUGCGGAGGGGCGUGUCCGUAGGGGCUGAAAUCCUGUUCUGCAAGGAAGGGUGCUCGGUGGCUGUCGACACGGGAGCGUCCUACAUCACCGGCCCGGCUGGCGCUGUCUCUGUGCUGAUGAAAGCCAUCGGGGCAGCCGAAAUGGCUGAAGGAGAGUAUGUGGUGGACUGCGACCGAGUCCCUCAGCUGCCCAACAUCUCCUUCCACCUGGGCGGGAAGGUCUACGGGCUCAGCGGCUCAGCCUACACCCUCCGGCAAUCCCAGUACGGGGAGGACGUCUGCGUGGUGGCUUUCUCAGGGCUGGACAUCCCACCCCCGGCUGGUCCCCUCUGGAUCCUGGGUGCCAGUUUCAUCGGGCACUACUACACCAAAUUCGACCGACGCAACAACCGCAUCGGCUUUGCCACGGCCCGCUGA